This is a messenger RNA of Talaromyces proteolyticus, 1805 nucleotides long. Its product is annotated as SET domain protein. The record is from RefSeq and is a predicted model, not a curated record. Bases 247 to 1731 code for a protein of 494 amino acids. Gene Ontology annotation, biological process: peptidyl-lysine monomethylation. Gene Ontology annotation, cellular component: nucleus. Lineage: Eukaryota; Fungi; Ascomycota; Eurotiomycetes; Eurotiales; Trichocomaceae. Gene Ontology annotation, molecular function: protein-lysine N-methyltransferase activity. The transcript is spliced from 4 exons.
ACGAUGCUACCUUCACACCAAGCAUAGCAUCAAAAGAACAACCUCGAUGUGCAGUUGUAUUGAGGAUCUGCUGUGGCCGCAAUGAUACGCUGUGAGCCGUGCCCCACUAAUCACUGGCAGUUGUGCACGCACUAAACCUUAUUGAAAACAUCAUGUUGUUUUGGUGAUCAUUUUGCUUCAUCCAGUACAUCCAUGAAUCAAUCCUAACAUUUAGUCAUAGACCAAUGUGUCGCGCUGCCACAAGAUAUGCCAAGCAGAUCCCAUCUCCCCCUCGAAGUGUUGCCCGCAUGGGCCAGCCUGAAUGGGAUCAAAUUGCACGGCAUCAAGUUUGCGAAACUUGACAAUGGAUCUGGAAUUGUCGCAACAGAAGACCAGCAGAGUUCCCUCGACGAUGAAGAAGCGCGGAUCUUAAUGACUGUUCCACCAGACAUGGUUCUGUCGCUUGCAGUUGUGCAUGAUUACGCCAAGUCGGAUCGGUACCUGAGAGAGGUUCUAGAAGCCACUGGCGACUUUGGGCGAACUGCCAGAGGCGCUAUUCUUAUCUUCCUGCUCUGCCAUAUCACCUACCAAAGUAACACGCAAGAAAAAGUCGGGGUGAUAAAUCCCUGGACAGAGUAUAUCCAGUUCCUGCCAAGAAAGGUCCCACUACCGACAUUAUGGACGGAAGAUGAAAAGGAACUACUGUAUGGGACAUCUCUCCGAGAAGCCGUGGAGUAUAAACACGCGGCGCUAGAGGCAGAAUACGAGCGGCUCUUCACAGCAACAGACUCUAUCCCCUGGUGCAACCGAGAAUGGUGGGAUGAGGAUACCGGACGGCUGAGCUUAGACGACUGGAAAUUGAUUGAUGCGUUGUACCGCUCCAGAGCCCUGGAUUUACCCGGCACUGGACAUGCUAUGGUGCCCUGUGUGGAUAUGGCUAAUCAUGCUUCGGGUGAAGAAACAGGGGCGUUGUACGAGACGGAUAGAGAUGGAAAUGCCGUGUUACAGCUACGGUGGGGCAAGAAGCUUCGUGAAGGGGAGGAGGUUACUAUUACCUAUGGCGACGAAAAAGGCGCGUCUGAAAUGAUCUUCUCAUAUGGCUUUCUCGAGAGCUCGGUUGCGAGCGCCCGGCAGAUGUUUCUGUCGCUCGAUAUCCCGGAUACUGACCCAUUGAGAUACGCCAAGAAACAAAUAUGCGCUGACAACAUGGCCCCGGGUCUACGUCUGUAUAUAGAAGAUGGCCAGACUAGAUGGGAGAGUGAGUUUGUAUACUGGGCUUGUGUGAAUGAGGAGGAUGGUUUAGGUUUUGAGAUACUCCAGACCCAGGGAGACGACGGGCCGCCAGGAAUUAAAGCAACGUGGAAAGAUGGCCAAGAAAUCGGACACACUGUGCCGGGGAUAUCAAAGGAACUAAAAUCCUUUCGCAACAUUCUCUCUACGGAUGAAUCCCGUUGGGAGGUGUUCCAGCUUCGUGCAGUUGUACUUGUACAGCAACGUGUUCAGUCGCAGUUGGAAAUGUUGACGGGUGAGAUGGAGGAGGCGUUUGAGAACGUGGAACAUGAUAUUGACGGGACACAAACUGGGGUACGGAGUGAGGUAUAUGCAACAAUUCGGCAGUUGAGGGUGUUGGAGAUUGAUUUGUUGAGGAGAAGUCUAGAGGAUUUGGGGAAAACGAUAGAGACCUUACUGGCUUCAGAGAGCGUUGCGCAAUAUCUUAGCCAGCAGAACAACGAGCCUGAGGAUUUUUCGUGAGAUUUAAUAUUUCUAGGAUUUCAUGCUUCUCAUGCUUCUCAUCUUUAGGCGUGCCAUGAUCGACAUUUCCUUAG